Messenger RNA from Marchantia polymorpha subsp. ruderalis, 366 nucleotides. The record is from the annotation of a GenBank genome assembly. Lineage: Eukaryota; Viridiplantae; Streptophyta; Marchantiopsida; Marchantiales; Marchantiaceae.
AUGCGAAGGGACGGUGUGAGAGCAUAUCUGGCACCCUCUGCUCCCUCCCUCCCUCCGUCCCUCCCUCCGGAGGGCGGAACGGAACGGUCAAUGGUCGCCGUCCUGGUUCAGAGACAGAGACAAAGAGUCCUUGUUUGGGAGAAAAGCCUCGUGCCCCCGGCCCUGCCCCUGCCCCUGCCCGCCCGCAGGACUCAGAUUUGCAGAUUUGCAGAUUUGCAGAUUUGUUUGCGCAGACGACAUGCUUGGAAACAUAGCCAGGAUGCGGGAACAUGUACCACCGUAUACAGCUCUGCAGCGAGCGAGCGAGCGAGGGCCGUCAUUCACAACGGAAGACCUCUGCUGCUGCAGCGGUGUACGGGCAUAUGA